AUGGAGGCCGACUCAGCACACAAUCGCUAUCGCUCUCGCAUUCUUCGAGAAAUGAACGCAAAUCGCGACAAUCCUUUCAACUCCCCACCAUCUUCCACCGGCUCCCACGGCACCGUAAGCCCGACAAUGUCUUCCGUCUUCUCAGAACCAGACGGCGAGUCGACGCGCAGACUGAACGAAGACAUCGCUCGUAUUGUCGGUUCCACGGGUGGAAAGGUCCAAGUCGACUUGGAGGCUGCCCACCGCAAGUGGCCCGAAUUCUAUGGCAAGCCGAAGGCCGCCGCCGAAGCGAAGCAGAACAAGCCCGCCCCUAGGCAAUCGGGCUCUUUGCGUCACAAGGACGCCGUCUCCCACAAGGCCAUCGUCCAGAAGUACCUGUCUAAUAUGGUGGACGACUCGACGGAAAUGACCUGGCAGGGUUCUAAGCGGACACGUGCUGAAAUGCAGCCUCGCGUAGAGGACAACGAGUCUGACAUG
Molecule: messenger RNA, 477 nt
Organism: Colletotrichum navitas
Lineage: Eukaryota; Fungi; Ascomycota; Sordariomycetes; Glomerellales; Glomerellaceae
Exons: 1
Source: RefSeq, a predicted model, not a curated record